Oryza sativa Japonica Group (Japanese rice) is the source of this 1663-nucleotide messenger RNA. RefSeq lists its product as uncharacterized. Gene Ontology annotation, cellular component: cytoplasm. NCBI's taxonomy places the organism in Eukaryota, Viridiplantae, Streptophyta, Magnoliopsida, Poales, Poaceae. The record is from RefSeq and is a predicted model, not a curated record.
AUCUCCCAUCCCAUUCCCAGUUUCCUCUCCUCGCCUCUGCUCUCUUCCCCCGUUAAGGCAGGCGAUCCUGAUCCCCUCUCCAUCCGCCGGCGGCCGACGCGGGGGCGCGGAGGCGCGCACGCACGCACGGCGGUGUGGACGGCUCCUCUCCUUGCCGGAGCCCGGCCUCCUUCCCUGUGCGGCCUCCUCGCCCCGCCGGCGAGCCUCUCUGCUCGAAUCGAACCGGAGGUAUACCCCAUUCCUGCCUCGUAGCCCUCUCUCUCCCUCCCUCCCUCCCUCGCUCCGGCGCCGCUUCAUGCGCCGGCGAGACCUGGAUCGGGAGGAAGACUCGGAUCGAGCCGGUGGGGCGCGAUGAACAGCCAGGGAUUCGGUCCGGGCGGGAGCCCCAAGUCGUUCCGCUACCCUAGGGCGGACUUCGAUCUCGAGUCCGGGAUCGCCCGCAAGGGCUUACGCAAGCCCAAGAACCACGACGCCCCCGGUUUGCUCACCUCCACGCUGAUGAAGAUCCGGUACUUCUACGAGGCGCACCCCGUCGCGGUCGCCUUCAUCCUGCUGUCCUUCGGGCUCAGCGUGCUGAUCCUCCUGUCGGUGUACGAGACCCGGUUCAGGAUGAUGCGGGGUUCUUCGGGUGAGGUCGGGGAGUAUCCGCUCCCGGAGCUCCGCAACCUUGUGAUGGUGGCCGGGCAUUCGAUUUACACGAGCGAGAGCUGCGGGAAGAUUGAUCGCGAGGACUCUUGGUUCUUGGAGCCGUAUCAGAAGCACCCCGGUCAGGCGGCCACGUUCUUGGCGCAUAUCAAGGAAGGCGUGGGUAUCGCCGCGAGGGAUGAGAAGGCGCUUCUGCUGUUCAGCGGCGGCGAGACGAGGAAAGAUGCGGGGCCGAGGAGCGAGGCUCAGAGCUACUGGACUAUCGCGGAUUCGAAAGGCUGGUUUGGAAAUGAUGAAAGUGUAAGGAGACGGGCACUCACCGAGGAGCAUGCACGUGAUAGUUUUGAAAACCUCCUAUUUAGCGUUUGCCGGUUUAGAGAACUCACUGGAAGUUACCCGCAAAAUAUAACUGUUGUAAGCUAUGAUUUUAAGGAGGAAAGGUUUGCGCAAUUGCACAGAUCUGCUCUUGGAUUCCCUGAAGGGAGAUUCUUCUUCUUAGGUACCCCUGCUACACUGACUGCAAGGGAGUCUGCUGUCAAGGGUGAAGCCGCUGUUAGAUCUCAGUUCCAGGAAGAUCCUUAUGGAUGCUUAGGUUCUCUUCAUAUGAAGAGGCUUAAGAGGGAUCCAUUUCACCGUGCCAUUCCAUAUCCGAAUGGUUGCCCUGAGCUGAAGGGUCUGUUCUCAUACUGUGGUCUGGUGCCUUACCCUGGGCAGCUUCCUUGGACCCAAUAGCUCGAAGGAUAUACGAACCUUGGACUAUACAACCUUCUUUCAUUGCCUCGGCUCUGAAGUCUGAACUGACAAAAUAACUACUUGUGAAAUGUGAUGUAUUCUUCCUGAAUCCUGACUAAGACCACAUUUACAUUAGUGAGAUUGUUUUUUUGUAACGGUGUAUAUCACAUGAUCAAUAUAUGUUUUUUCAGUGUGAUUUGGCAUCUCUGUACUAGGAAACUUGAAAUUAUUAGUGAAAACAAUGUUCUCUCUCUGUUUUUUUUUAAAGAUAAAUGUUCUCAAUCUA